UUUCAAUAGUACUUUUGUGCCUGUCCUUACUGUUUGCUGCUCGAUAUUCCUUUCGCAUUGCUCUUCUUCGUGACCAGGGCAGGUACUAGUAUCCGUCAACAUGAGUGACCCAAGGAUCCCCAAAUACUACCACAGAACGACGCCGCACUGGCAACAAGAGCAACGCAAUGCCUUCUGGGAACUAAACGAGAACAAGCACCCUCCUUUCAACACUCGGCCUGACAAACUCGAAGCCCGUGCCGAAGAAUCCCUCUCCGUCAACGGACGACUAUACGCCCAAUCGAAUGCAGGUCAGGGCUGGACCCAUCUCGCCAACAGACAAGCCUUUUACCGACAUCGACUGGUCCCUCAUCAACUCGUCGACGUCAACGAGCGAGACACGACAACGACUCUCUUCGGCCACAAGGUCUCCGCGCCAAUUGGCUUUGCUCCGAUUGGUAUCAACAAGAUUUACCAUCCCAAAGGCGAGCUUCCUGUGGCCAAAGUUGCUGGAGAGUUGAGAUUACCAUAUGGCCUGAGCACAGCCGGGUCCUGCACGAUCGAAGACGUUGCCGCCUCCAAUGAUGCGGGAAGAUGGUCCGAAGGAGCUGUGAAAGUCGAAGGCGCAGAUAACGACUCGCCCGUGCGCUUCUUCCAGCUCUACCUACCGCACGACGACGACCUGGCUAUCUCAUUGCUCAAGCGAGCGGUCAAGUCUGGCUUCACAGCCUGCAUCCUGACGACAGAUACAUGGCAACUAGGUUGGCGGCACGACGACAUCGCGACCUCGAACUACGCUUUCUACCGCGGGAUCGGAGCGGAUUUGGGCCUGGUUGAUCCCGUGUUCCAGAAACGCCUGGCCGAAGAAGGCAUCGAUCCCAAGAAAGACCCCGAAAAGGCCGGCGCAAUGUGGAUUGACAAUGUCUGGCAUGGCCGUGCAUUUUCUUGGGAGAAGAUGCCCUGGCUUAUCAAGACCUGGAAGGAGUUGAGUGGAGGGAAGCCGUUCUGCAUAAAGGGGUGGGUCACAUCAUUGCUUGCUUCCCUGGCGAAGCUCAACGAUUGACACUGUUUCUCGCAGGAUACAAUCCGUCCACGACGCCCAACGAUGCGUUGACCUAGGCUGUGAUGGCAUCGUGGUCUCGAAUCACGCUGGCCGCCAAGUGGAUGGGGCGAUUGCCAGUCUCGAUGCUCUGGAGAAUAUCAUUAAUGCUGGCAUUGGCGAGAAGAUCACAGUCAUGUUCGACUCCGGCGUUCGUGGGGCAUCGGACGUGAUCAAGGCGCUCUGUCUGGGCGCGAAAUUCGUUUGGGUCGGGAGAAUGUGGAUAUAUGGUCUUAGUAUCAUGGGCGAAGAAGGAGUCCGACAUGUCAUGAAGAGUCUGCUUGCCGAGUUCGAUAUUUCCAUGCUCGCGGGUGGGUUCAAAAAUAUCGGAGAAAUGCAGAAGGAUAGACUGGAGAGUUAUCCCAGAAGUUACACUCUCAUUGCUGAGAAAUCGAAGCUUUAGAUAGAUGCAGGGAUGUCAGGGAUGUCAGGGACAGUCGAGUCUGACUCAGUAUCAAGAAGCGACCCUCCAAGUUGGUUUGGUUCAAUUGAUCAAAUGGUUUUGCGGCAACGUGUAGAGAUGUACCGUGCGAGCU
Exophiala xenobiotica is the source of this 1614-nucleotide messenger RNA. RefSeq lists its product as uncharacterized. The coding region runs from base 101 to 1042 and encodes 313 amino acids. Gene Ontology annotation, molecular function: oxidoreductase activity. The transcript is spliced from 3 exons. Lineage: Eukaryota; Fungi; Ascomycota; Eurotiomycetes; Chaetothyriales; Herpotrichiellaceae. The record is from RefSeq and is a predicted model, not a curated record.